This is a messenger RNA of Lindgomyces ingoldianus, 1890 nucleotides long. RefSeq lists its product as uncharacterized. The record is from RefSeq and is a predicted model, not a curated record. NCBI's taxonomy places the organism in Eukaryota, Fungi, Ascomycota, Dothideomycetes, Pleosporales, Lindgomycetaceae. The coding region runs from base 451 to 1683 and encodes 410 amino acids. The transcript has a single exon.
CUACGACAGCAUAGCCACACGUUAUGAAGAGUCAUCUGCCACUGCUACUCUGCUAGCAUAGUCCAUUCAAUGUCUGCUAUCCACUCGGCGCUUGUCCACCUCUAUUUCCAGAACAUGGAACGGAAGCCUACUUGGACGGAGCCUGACCAUCGGGUGAGAUACGUCAGAAUCGGAUGCUGAAGGUCCACCACGUCUAAAAAUGCAGGACUAUAUACUGGCGGCCGCGUCCGGAGCUUGCGUUUCCCUUCUUAUUUUAAAAGUCGAGUUUGUUUCACAGUCCUGUUUCUGCAUGCCUCCAUAGCCAUCCAAGCUUCUCUAUCAAACAGAUAAUGCCAUUGUCUUAUCGAUUAGUUUGAGCUUGGACACAAUUGCACGUUCUGGUAUAUCAAUCUUCCGCUACGUACCUUUGCCUUUGUCACUUCCUCUCUGUACUUCUCCUCGUCCAUCACAAUGGGUCCCUUGAUGGGUCUCUCCAAGCUCUCCAGACUAUCGCUUCUCUAUCUCAUAUCGACCACAAUACCGACUUCUCAAGCUAUGAACCUCCUCUCUCGGCAGGCGGCAACUUGUGGUGGUAUGUCCACUCUCGCCCAGUGUGGAUCCAACUUUCCUUCCGAUUUCUGCUGUCCCAAGGAUACAACAUGUGUCUCGGUGAACGGCACCAAGUCUGUAUCUGUAAUAUGUUGUCCGAAAGGCGCAAACUGUUCCUUCAUUCAGCCCAUAACCUGCGACGUGAGCCAGCUAAACGCAACCACCCAUCCCGACAACCAAAUCCAUCUCUCCAACUCCACUGAAGUCAAACUCCCCACUUGCGGAGGGCAGUGUUGUCCCUUAGGCUAUACCUGCAAUGGCGGCAUGUGCUCUGCAAACGCCGGAUCUCCAACUUCUUCUCCUUCCUCUUCCGCUAUCCCCAUAGCUACAGACGCACCAGCUGCAUCUCAGACAACAGCAGCCGCUCCCCUCCCAACUCCUCGGGCUAAGCAGGGCUUUGAUGGCAAAUCAUUCGCCGCUGGCUUUUUCCCAGGUAUUGUUCUCGGAGCACUCUUGGCACUGGGACUUCUCUGGGCCAUCAAAAAACGCCGCGAGCUUCAAGAAAGAAACCGCUAUUCGGGCGACUUCGGACACGUUUCCCGCCAAAUCAGCGAUCCAAUCUACGACCCUAUGUAUGCCAAUCGAACAGACUUCAUCCGCCGAGGAUCCAGUUCUGUAGAGCCCUCGCCAAACUCCGCAACAGGAAUGGUGCCAAAGAACGGGAUGCGAGGUGGAGGUAGCGGAGGCAUGACUCCGAGAAUCAAGAGCCUGUUUGGAAAAAGCCCGAGGAUUGGGUUCGGCGGAAAUUCUUCAUUCUCCACAGUGCCUGUACCACCUCCGGCCGUCAGAGCAGGCAAUAGAGAUCCGUACGCAACGCCGACACGUACACCAAAUCGAAUGACGUCUAGGUCAAAUCGAACGUCGGUUUCCAACAAGGGAAAACGGCCCCUAACCACAAGAAGCACCAGUACCGAAACUAUAGACGUCCUGAUGCCAGCGCCUUCCUUCCUGGAGCCACCGAAAGCGCCUGGAAUGCGGGAGAACCGACUGACACAGGACACGACUUUUACGAAGUUGAUGGAGAGGGCGGGUUAUGAAGAGGAUAGUAGAGAGCAGAUUCGGGAUUGGAAAGGCAGUCCCGCCAAUCCAAGAUAGAGUAGAAGAAUUAAGUGGUAGACAACAGUUUGGAAAUAGACUCUUAAAGCUUCUGAACUUUCUUUUAUUGUUAGCACUGGCGUUUUGCAUCAGAUUUGGCAUUUGGGUUUUGUUUGGAGUCUAGAUGUUCAGGUUUGAUGCGGUUUUAGGCUUUCAGAUUUAGGAUUUGGGGGAAUUGGGAUACACGAUACCACGGCAUUGCCACUC